Anastrepha obliqua is the source of this 1232-nucleotide messenger RNA. RefSeq lists its product as uncharacterized. The transcript has 7 exons. The record is from RefSeq and is a predicted model, not a curated record. Bases 123 to 1121 code for a protein of 332 amino acids. NCBI's taxonomy places the organism in Eukaryota, Metazoa, Arthropoda, Insecta, Diptera, Tephritidae.
UACAAAGACAUACGAAAUCCGAAUUUUUCGAAGCAGUGAUUGGUGAAAAGCAAAUAUUUUUGUGUGGCGAUCGCGUCGGUUUGAAGGUUAAGGCCAAACAGCUACAACACCCAUAAAAUAGAAUGAAGUAUCUUCUAGUCGCAUUGGCUGCAAUUUGCAGUUUGAAGCUACAUUCCGUGCACGGCCAUGGACGCCUUAUGGACCCGCCCGCACGAAAUGCAAUGUGGCGUUUCGGAUUUCCAAAUGCUGUGAAUUACAAUGACAAUGAACUCUUUUGUGGUGGAUAUGCAGUGCAAUGGGAACAGAAUUCGGGCAAAUGUGGAGUGUGUGGUGAUGCGUAUCAUGUGAAGACGCCACGGCCGCAUGAGGCUGGUGGUGAAUUUGCGAAAGGUAUCAUUUCGCGGUACUAUACGGCGGGGCAGGAAAUCGAAGUUGAAGUUGAGCUCACUGCCAAUCAUUACGGUCGUUUCGAGAUGUUCCUUUGCCCCAAUAACAAUCCUCGUCGUGAGGCUACUCAAGCUUGUUUCGAUCGUUAUCCGCUCUACAUUUCCGGUAGUCGGGAGCAUCGUUUCCUAAUACCACGCGAUGCACCCAAGAAGGAGAUCUUCCGCUAUCGUGUACGCCUGCCACCUUACGUUACGUGUACGCAAUGUGUGCUGCAAUGGACCUACUAUACGGCCAACAUGUGGGGCACUUGCAACAAUGGCACCGAGGCGGUGGGAUGUGGCAAGGCAGAAACUUUCCGCAAUUGUGCUGAUAUUGCGAUUGUAUCCAACACGGGCGGCGGCGUACCACCGAUCUUCAUUAAUAACAAAUCUCCAUAUCUACUCUAUUAUAGAGAUUAUCGUGCGCCAGAUGACAAUAAUGUGUUCCCGCUAAUUGUGCGUGACCAAAAAUGUAUUGCGGCUCCAGCGUUCCGCACCAUUCCCGGUAUGGAUAAUUGGUGUGAAACGAAUUGCUUGCGUUAUCCACCCAACUGUCCGGAAUCUGCAUGUCAUUGUCCUAAGGAUUGUGUGGCAAUUGGUGAAUUGGAGGGACGUGAAGGUGCGGACACGUAUUGUAUGGAUGAAUGCCUGAAUUACGGUUCGAUAUGUCCAGUGGAUAGGUGCCGUUGUUUCUAAAUCGACAAGUGUACGAAGACUUGGCUGUAAGGGUACCACCAGUACCAACAGCUCAGACUGCAUGAACCUGGAGGCCACAAGCAGUAAUGCUUACGAAAGACGGAUCAAAGC